Periophthalmus magnuspinnatus is the source of this 771-nucleotide messenger RNA. RefSeq names its product mesoderm posterior ba (gene mespba). Gene Ontology annotation, biological process: mesoderm formation; heart morphogenesis; somite rostral/caudal axis specification. NCBI's taxonomy places the organism in Eukaryota, Metazoa, Chordata, Actinopteri, Gobiiformes, Gobiidae. Gene Ontology annotation, cellular component: nucleus. Gene Ontology annotation, molecular function: RNA polymerase II cis-regulatory region sequence-specific DNA binding; protein dimerization activity; DNA-binding transcription factor activity, RNA polymerase II-specific. The record is from RefSeq and is a predicted model, not a curated record. Bases 1 to 771 code for a protein of 256 amino acids. The transcript is spliced from 2 exons.
AUGGAUACCUCGUCUGUUCUGGACUACAGCCUGCAAUACCAGUGGUGUUCUGACUCGGAUAUGUCUAGCCUUUCUUCUCCAUCUCUCUCCCCUGUGUCAUCUAUGGACUCCAGCCUAUCGCCCUCUUACCGGCAGCUACCACAGCCAUCCACCAAAGCCUCUGACACGGGAUACUCUCAGAAAUCUAAAAGCGUAAGCAAAGUGGGCCGAGCCAGGACAACCAGGAUCCGUUCCAAGCAAAGGGAGAGCGCCAGUGAGAAGGAGAAGUUGAGAAUGAGAGACUUGACUAAGGCGCUUCAUCACCUCCGGUCAUUCUUGCCACCUUCAGUAGCCCCUGCUGGGCAGACUCUGACCAAGAUCGAGACCCUCCGCCUCACAAUUCGCUACAUCUCCUACCUGUCCGCUCAAUUGGGCCUGAGCGAAGAGGUGCUGUUCCAGAGAAGGGAGCAAGGAGACAUGACCGCCCACGACACAACCUCACCGGAUCUCCUCAGCUACUUCCAACCUAGACCUAUGAGAACACAGGACAGUCAGAGUCUUAACCUGAAUCAAAACUUAAGCCAGAACUUCUACUUACCACAACCUGCAAUGGUGCAUUCUGGGAGUUGUAGUUUUGGGAUGGAUCAGUACAGCAGAGGGUACAGUGAAGUUCCACAGAGGGAAGUCAGAAUGGACAGUGUUCUUCAGUCAACUCCAGCAGCACAGUCAUCCUAUCAGAUGUAUGACAGUGGAUUCCACCUCCCUUUGGUUCCCGGAGAUUACUACGCCUGA